AUGUCAGGCACGAGACGCGGCGAACGAGAAGACAGGUCUCUGCGGCGGGAAGCCUCUCGUCGCCCCGGCUCGUCUGCCCCCUCGCACGCAGCUUCGGCGGCCACAGCGACACCGGCAGCGGGUGAAACGCGCAGGAGCACGCGCAGGAACAAGUCGGAUUCACCCAACAACGAUGCGCAGCGCCCUAGCGAGCUGCUAGACGACGUUGACUCGGACGCCUCUGCUCCUACGCCCGCCUCGUCCACUUUCUCCGCGCCUUCCACCAUGUCGCGUUCUGGUCAAAAUAUUUCUCUCCACGCCCUCACACCCUUGACCAGCUCAGACUCGUCUCCGCCGGGCAAGCUGCCCAGUCCACGCUCUUCCAAGCUCUCGCAUGAGACGAUGCACAAAACCUCGUCCUCUACACACGCGGCGCCAUCGAGCGCGCCCAACAAUGUCGCCGAUACCAUCACCCCCAUAAACACGCCGCCCGAGACGCGCAUCUCCGUCUUCCCAGCCGACGGCGUGCUGGGACAACGCUCCACCUACGACGCACAGCUUGACCCCAAACUCGAUAAGAAGGCGCGAGGAAGGGGAACGGCGAAAUACACCACAAUACUGGACAAGGGCGACCCAUCUCCUCCUCCCGACCCACGCCUGGCCAUUGCCGGCUACACCACUGGCAACUAUGUCAUCAAGACAUCCUUCACGGGCGCUCCCAAAUCAAAGCUCCGAGUAGCGCCAUACGUCGCUAAGCCCUACUCUUUUGAUCAACGCAUAUCAUGCGGACCAGGGCCUGCAACCCAAGUCGUUGUGACGGGCUUCGAUCCCUUGACACCAGAUGCGCAAUUGCGUGGUUUCUUCUCCACUUAUGGCCAAGUAGAGACGCUCCGCAACCAAGUACAUCCCGAUAACGGCAGCCCACUUGGGAUAUGUCUGGUCAAGUUUCGCGACACCCCACCAACGCGCGGAGUACCUGGCAUCAAAGCAACCACCUCAGCAAAGCGAGCUGAGCGCGAAGGCACAAAUCAGCGCAUUGCGCAGCACACGAUCAGGGUGAAAUCUGAUCGCGAGGGCCGGAGAUGCCAGAAACUCAUGGAUAUGGCGGUGCAGCAGACCCGGAAAGAGGAGGAGAAACAGCGUGCCAAGCUCGCAGCGAAGACUGCGAGCGUUGCGGCACCAGCUACACCGGGAGCCUUUGAUCUGCCGGCAAACGUUCCCAAAGGCCCAUCUGGCAAGGGCGCGCGUCCGCCAAUCCCGAUCCCCCGAGAACCCUUGACAAGGAAAGCCGCACUCUCCUUCCUGAUCGAACGCGAACCGGUCAAGCCUACGCUGAAACGGAAGCCUUAUAUCUUCAUCGCACACGCAUACGUACCCGUCCUCAGCACAACCGUCGAACAUCUCAAGAAGCGGUUAAAGAACUUUCGGUGGGCUUCGGUGCGAUGCGACCAGACGGGUUACUAUGUGACUUUCGAAGAGUCGAAGCGUGGUGAAGACGAGGCCGUUCGAUGUUACAAGGAAUGUCACAUGCAGGCUCUAUUCACCUACGUUAUGAACAUGGAGUGCAACCAAUACGGCGACCCGAACUAUGAGCGGAGUCCCAGCCCAGAGCGCGUGGUAGCCGACAAGAAGCGGAAGGCCAUCGAAGAGCGGAUAGAACAUGAAGAGGCGGAAGAUCUUGAGUGGGAAAAGAAGCAGCGGGCAGACUCGCUGGAUCCUGUACGAGCCGCUUUGGACGUGCUCAAACAGGAGCUCCAAGAGAAGCUUCUUGGUGACAUUAAGACGAAAUUGGCCGCGCCCACUAUACUGGAACUCCUGGAACCGGAUCUUCAUGUGGAAAAGCGUCGCAAGUUCAAUGUUCCGGCUCCGCCUACGAAGGAAGAAGUUGUUCGACCACCCGCACUUCUCGCCCCAGGAUUCGACGCCUUUGGAGCUGGUACACCAAAGGGCCGCAAUGGUGGUUUUGGUGGCCGCAACGCACGCAGGUCGCUGGGUGUAUUUGAUCCCAGCACCAGGCGUGGUAAGAAACCUCCGAAGGUUGUCAAUGCAUUUGCGGACGAACGAAGGAAGGCAUCUGCGCCUAAACCCCGUGUUGCCCGUGGGCUGCAUCGCCAGAUGAUUGAGAUGUUCGAGCCGGAGGAGUCGGACGAUGAGAGUCGCAGCCAGCUCACUCGCGGUACUGAGGAGCAAGAGAGCCGACCCAUCAGCCGUGCUCCUUCCACCGACGUUGAAGAGGAGGUGGAAGAGUCAUCGAGAGCCCACCGCGCUAAACGGCGCCGUAUCGAAACGGGCUGGGGCGAAGACAGUGACGAGGAGAUGGACGACUCGCAUGCCAGGAGUUUGCUUGCCCAUUGCAUUCACAAGGAUCCAGAGAACAUGGCCGAGAAAGAGCUGGAACAAGUACUCGCAAUUCUUCCUCGUUCGUCGCCUAUUUGGAAGAAGGCAGACAAAGCACUCAAAGGGUUCAGGAGGUUACGGAAAAUUGAGCAAGAGGCUGAUGCAAUCUUUGGGGUGGAAGCAAGCCCGAUUGACAAACUUGAACCUGAAGUCGUCAUCACCCAUGAUGAUGAAGCACUCAAGCCCAUCGAGACUACUGAACUGCCAGAGACGCUCACGACACUCAAGAAGAAAGCUGCCACCAAGCCCAAGAAGAAGACCAAGAAGCAGCUCGAAGAGGAGGCCAAGGCUGCUAAGGUCGAGGUCACGGAGAUCGAGACGCCUGCGGAAGAGGAGAUAGCUGAAGCGAAAGAAGUCAAGGAGGUCAUCGAGGAGGUCGUGGUUGAGGAGUCGACGCCGGAAGACGACGAGCGGGCCUCUUCUGUGUUCUGGGGCGUGUCCUCGGUUGAGCCUCGUAAGACUGUUGAGGAUGACCUUAGUGUUGUAAUGGACAUUGACGGUUGGCAACACAUGCUCAAAGACGACGAAGAUCUACGUCACCUCAAGGCUGCCAUGGAGUCCAUCAGUGCAGCCAAGAUUGGCGAUGCACAAUCCUGGGCAUGGAAACAGAAGUCUAUUAAGCAUCUUAACCGCAACGGCGAGGAGGGUGUCUCGCGUACGGAAACCAAGAUCGAAGGGUACUACGUUCCCAACGCGACUGGCUCGGCUCGUACGGAGGGUGUCAAGAAGAUUCGCGAGUCUGAAAAGUCAAAAUACCUCCCUCAUCGUAUCCGCGUCCAGAAGGAGCGCGAAGAGCGCCAGCGCCGCGCCAAGCAAGAAGAGCGAAGCGUCGUCUCUGUUGAAGGCUUCAAGUUCCAGACCAGCUCCAACAAGACAUCCACCGCCAAUUCGCGUGCCAACCGCGCCAACAACCGUCGCAUGGUCAACGAUAUCAACAUAUCCAAGAACAUGUCCGGGGCAGAAGGCGAUGCCCUCCGUUUCAACCAGCUGAAGAAGCGCAAGAAGCUAGUCAAGUUCGACCGUUCCGCCAUCCAUAACUGGGGUCUUUACGCCCAAGAGCCCAUCGCCGUCAACGACAUGAUCAUCGAGUACGUGGGUGAAAAGGUUCGACAACGCGUUGCCGAUCUCAGGGAAGCCAAAUACGACAUGCAAGGUGUUGGAUCGAGUUACCUAUUCCGCAUUGACGAAGACACGGUCAUCGACGCAACCAAGAUGGGAGGCAUUGCAAGAUUCAUCAAUCAUUCUUGUACGCCAAACUGCACGGCCAAGAUUAUUCGCGUCGACAACACGAAGCGUAUUGUCAUCUACGCGCUGCGGGAUAUCAACUCUGAUGAGGAACUCACGUACGACUACAAAUUCGAGCGUGAAAUGGACGCUACGGACCGUAUUCCCUGUCUCUGUGGUUCUAUCGGCUGCAAGGGCUUCCUCAACUAG
Molecule: messenger RNA, 3810 nt
Organism: Alternaria ventricosa
Lineage: Eukaryota; Fungi; Ascomycota; Dothideomycetes; Pleosporales; Pleosporaceae
Exons: 3
Coding region: 1-3810 (1269 amino acids)
Cellular component (GO): Set1C/COMPASS complex
Molecular function (GO): nucleic acid binding; protein binding; histone H3K4 methyltransferase activity
Source: RefSeq, a predicted model, not a curated record